CAGUACAAAUGAACACCUUCUUAAAGAAAACCCAUGAAAACACACCAGAUGAAUACAUGGACACUCGAUCAUUAGGGGUUAUUCUGAUAAGUAUUUACAGUCUACAGUUCUCAGUCGGCCUCCGUGCAAUAAUGAGCACAUUAUGACCCAAACUGGUCGGGAGUGAGAAAGGCUACUUUGUGAGUAACUCCAUUGAGUAGGAGGGUCAUGCAGGCCAGUCCUGUAUAUAUGGCAGCAAUGUUUCCCUCACCCGAGUCACCAGCACGGAUAUUUGUGUUGUCUUUGUCGCGCCAGCACAGACCACUGGUUGGCCCCUCGUAGGACCGGAGAUAAAGAAUUGACUGAUUAGGACCUGAAACGGGGACCUGAACAGCUACACUCUCUCUGACGUGAUAACUGCCUGAGUGGACUGAGACCACUUUGUAAGACCACUGCAUUUUAUUUAUUUAUUUAUUUUUAGAAAAGCUACUCAACGAAGUAAAGCACAUAUAAUCAAUGACUGAUAAAAGGGCAAUCGGUAAUCAGGGCGUAGUUUUCUGUCCUGUGGACUGCAAAGGAAAUUCCAGGCAUCAGCACUAUCAUAUCUUGGGGAGAUAAAGGAGGUCACAUAUAAAAUAAAUAUAUAGUUUUAAGGGGAUGACGGAUCCUCUCAACACACCUGUGAGGCAGAGACCUACAAAGACGUGAGUGUUCAGUUUUCUACGUCUCACUCUCUGACGUGUUCUGUUGUGGAGUUCUCGGGAAACUGGACUUUUUACUUGCUCUUUUUCUGUAGAUUCAUCCCACAUUUUUCCAGUGAAAAAGGAACACCAUACUCUGAAACCAGUGAUGUUUCUUGAUAGGGAGAGCUGACCUGGCAAUCAUUUACUGACACAUCCCCUGGUCUGCCCUUCCUGUCCUUCUCCUCUCCCCUCGAUCUUUCACAAAUUUGCUCUGCCCGUCUCCACAACAUCAACCUGCUCUCUCCCGCCUGUGGGCUCUUGCAUAAUCCCCUCACUCUUCUGAUCCGAACCCCAGGCAGAAGCAUGCCGUGUGGUGCGGUCAAGUCCUUUCUGGUGAGUCUUUCUCGCAGGAAGCCCAUCGAGCCCGAUGGGGAAGAGUCCACCUUUAACCGAUGCCUGACCACCCUGGACCUGAUCGCCCUGGGCGUGGGCAGCACCCUGGGAGCCGGUGUCUAUGUGCUCUCCGGAGAGGUGGCCAGAGACACCGCAGGACCCAGCAUUGUCAUCUCCUUCUUCAUCGCUGCCUUGGCGUCUAUAUUUGCCGGACUUUGCUACGCGGAGUUUGGAUCCAGGGUCCCCAAAACGGGCUCGGCUUACCUUUACAGCUAUGUGACGGUUGGUGAGCUGCUGGCUUUUAUCACCGGCUGGAAUCUGCUGCUCUCCUAUGUCAUAGGAACAUCAAGCGUUGCUCUGGCGUGGAGCGGGACGUUCGAUGACCUGAUUGGGGGGGUCAUAUCCAGGUACUUCGAGAAAAAUGCAGCCAUGGACCUUCCUGGACUGGCGCCUUACCCAGAUGUCUUUGCAGCUGGACUCAUCUUGCUGCUCUCGGGCAUACUGGCGUUUGGGGUGAAAGAGUCAACGACCAUCAACAAGAUCUUCACGGCGAUCAACAUCUUAGUGCUGCUGUUUGUGAUCAUCUCUGGCUUUAUCAAAGGGAACCUCGCCAACUGGCAGAUCAGCAAAGAGGAUCUGAUAAACGCCACAGCACAGUUCAACAACCUGAGCGACACCCUCAACGUAACGAGCAAAUACGGAGCCGGGGGAUUUUUUCCUUAUGGAUUCAGCGGCACAUUGGCAGGAGCUGCAACGUGUUUCUAUGCCUUCGUCGGAUUUGACUGCAUCGCUACGACAGGCGAGGAGGUGAAAAACCCUCAGAAAUCUGUCCCUGUGGGCAUUGUGGCUUCUCUCCUGAUAUGCUUCCUGGCCUACUUCGCGGUGUCUGCCGCCCUCACCUUGAUGAUGCCCUACUACAUGCUCAACGAGAAGAGCCCUCUGCCAGUGGCCUUCGAAUACGUUGGCUGGGGACCCGCCAAAUACGCCGUGGCCGUGGGAUCGUUGUGUGCCCUGUCCACCAGCCUGCUGGGCUCCAUGUUCCCGAUGCCUCGGGUUCUCUUCGCCAUGGCAAGAGAUGGCCUGCUUUUCCAGCCUUUGACCAAAGUCACUGCCAAGGGCAGUCCCGCCAUAGCCACCAUAUCGUCCGGAGUCGUGGCAGCCAUUAUGAGUCUCCUGUUUGACCUGAAAGCCCUGGUGGAAAUUAUGUCCAUUGGUACUCUGUUCGCCUACACACUUGUGGCAAUAUGCAUCCUGAUACUGAGGUACCAGGCUGCCCCAUCUGAAGACACAGACCUGCAGGUCAAAGAACCAAACCCCAAGUUUCGGUUCCUGAAGCCUCCCUCGUCUCCCAACUCUGUCACAGCACGAAGAGUCACAAUCCUAACUAUAAGUUCUGUUGUGUGUGUGGUUGCACUGUGCGUCAUCUUGACCCAGGCCAUAGACGCUCUGGUAAACGUAGAGGCAUGGAGCGUGGUGCUCGUUUGCAUCUUCUCCUUCCUCCUGCUUCUCAUCUCAAUCUUCAUCUGGAUCCAACCACAGAAUCCCACAAAGGCAACUUUCAUGGUGCCAUUUCUGCCAGCUCUACCUGUAGUGAGCACGCUCAUCAACGUCUACCUGAUGGUGCAGUUGGGUUCAGCCACAUGGCUGCGAUACGCUAUCUGGAUGUUAGUGGGGUUAGUUAUCUAUUUUGCCUACGGAGUCCGCAACAGUGUUCAGAGGAAGCGACUCAGGACCCACCGGACCAACGUCGAAACAGUCAGCAGCAAAACAGACACGCACGUAAUUAGAGAGGAGAAGUUUUGAGCCCCAAAGGGGGGUGAAGACAAGAUACACUGAGAUGUUACAUAGAGUAACUACGUAAGAACUGUGUAACUAAAUCCUUCUACAUGCAUCAAUUAGUAUCUACUUUUGUGGGUUUUAUUGACCAAAAGUGCCAGUAAGCAGGUUUUGCAGAACAUUUGGAAAGAAAUGUCCAAAUAGGGGGAGCAUUUUUUUGUUGUUUUUUUUUCCUUAUCUGAAACUGAGUUGCAUCUUCCCAGUCAGAUAUGUGUGCUGUGUAACACAUCACUGCAUAAUCAGCAUGUUUAGGUUCAGAGAAAUUUAUUGUACUUCCUAAAAGGCCUCGGAGGGAAACAAAUAUUUUAAAGUAAAAUAAAUUAUUUAACAUAUUUGUGUAUUUGUGUUGCCUCUCACGCUGUGGUUAUGAAAUGAAAAAGGCUAAUAAACAAAAUGAUCCUUAUUUUGUAACAUUUUGAUACAUUAAAUUGAAGAAUAUUGUAUUUACCUCUAAAAUUGUUGCCAUUUUGUUAUAGUGAUAAUGAUUUUAAGCUGCAUGUUUUGUCUUUCUUUUUGUUUUUUUGUUUUUUGCUUUUUGGCACAAGCAGAUGUGCUUUAAACAAAAUGCUAUUUUGUGUAACAUCAUAUUUGGUUUGUCCUUUUUUGUUGUUUAAACAUAACUCUGCUAAAAAUUGCAUUGUGUUUUUACAUGUAAAUAUGAACAUUUUGCAUAUUUGCUCAAAUUCUGUAAAUGUAUUCCUUAAUUUAAAAAGGAAAAGGAAAAAAAAAACACAACAACAUUUAAUUGUAACCUGGAGUUACUUUUGUCGCAGGUUGACUGAAAGUGAAAUAAAAUGAUAAAUAUCACCA
Poecilia latipinna (sailfin molly) is the source of this 3701-nucleotide messenger RNA. RefSeq names its product cationic amino acid transporter 2. The transcript has 12 exons. Gene Ontology annotation, molecular function: L-lysine transmembrane transporter activity; L-ornithine transmembrane transporter activity; L-arginine transmembrane transporter activity. NCBI's taxonomy places the organism in Eukaryota, Metazoa, Chordata, Actinopteri, Cyprinodontiformes, Poeciliidae. The coding region runs from base 1026 to 2858 and encodes 610 amino acids. Gene Ontology annotation, cellular component: plasma membrane. The record is from RefSeq and is a predicted model, not a curated record. Gene Ontology annotation, biological process: L-arginine import across plasma membrane; L-ornithine transmembrane transport.